AGCUAGCCGGGAAAGGCGGGGCCGACUCUUAGCUCACCUCCUCGGCGUAGGACGGAAGUCUCAGCCCACUCGACCUCCCGCGGGAACCCUGACUGAGAGCCGGGCCUCGCCCCACGGGGCGGCGGGCCUGGGUGUGCUACGGCGCGGGCGGCGUCAUGAAGCGUGCCGGGACUCUGCGCCUGCUUACGGACCUGAGCAACUUCAGCGGCGCGGCCCAGCUCCGGGAGUUGCUGGCUGGGGACCCAGCUGUCCGAGUCCGCUGCAGCCCGGACGGCCGCCACCUGCUGCUGCUGCGACCCCCGGGGGCGCCGGCCCCGCAGCUGCUGGUCGCGGUGCGUGGACCCGGCCCAGAGCUGGAACGUACCUGGCCAGCUGGCCAGCCCUCACCGCUAGAUGCCUUCUUCCUGCCGUGGCCCGCGCGACCGGCUCUGGUCCUGGUGUGGGAGAGUGGCCUAGCCGAGGUGUGGAGCGCGGAGAUGGGGCCUGGCUGGCGGAUGCUGCAGAGCACCGAGUUGUGUCCGGGUGGUGGAGCCCGCGUAGUGGCCGUGGCGGCGCCCCGAGGCCGCCUCGUGUGGUGCGAGGAGCGUCAGGCCAGCGCUGAGGGCCAGGUAGGGCCUCCCGCGGUGGCUUUCAGCCACUGUGUGUGCGUCCGGACUCUGGAGCCCAGCGGGGAGGCCGGCACCAACCUGGGCCGAACCCACAUCCUGCUGCACCACUGCCCCUUUUUCGAGCUGCUGGCCUCCCGCAAGGACGUCUUCCUAGUGCCCACUGCCACCACCUGGCCUGGUGUGGGCCACAUUCUGCUCAUCUGGAGCCCAGGCAAGGGCAAGGUGGUGGUGGCUGCCCCGUGUCUUGGCCUCUCCCACAGUAAAAGCCUAAAUCCUGGACGAGGGGACACAUGGGACUUCCGGACCCUGCUCCGAGGCCUUCCUGGGCUGCUAUCCCCCAGACAGCCAUUGACUGUACAUACCUGGGCCCCAACUCCCCAUGGCCUGCUGUGGCUUGACUUUAGAGGUACUGUGAGCCUCGUGCAGCCCCACGGUGGUACCCGGACUGUUGGCACCCUGCAGGAGGCACCAGUUUGUUUGGCAGGGUCUGCAGCACUGGGCACAUUUCAUGGCACUCUGGCCUGUGUGCUAGGCUCCACAUUAGAACUGCUGGACAUGGGCAGUGGGCAGCUGCUAGAGAGGAAGGUCCUAAGUACAGACCGAGUACAUUUGCUGGAACCCCCAGCCCCUGGCACGGAAGAUGAGGAAGAGCUGGAGACCCGAGGUGGUCUUCAUUUGCUUUCAGCCUUGGGUCUGUUUCGAGUAGGCUGGGGCACCCUGCAGGGCCUUGAGCUGCCUUCAGCUGAAGACCUGGUGUUUGAGGAGGCCUGUGAGUAUUACCAGCGUCGGAGCCUGCGGGGUGCGCAGCUUACCCCAGAGGAACUGAGGCACAACAGCACGUUCCGGGCGCCUCAGGCCCUGGCUUCCAUCCUCCAGGGUCAUGUAUCCCCAUCUACACUAUUGACCACACUGAGGGCCGAGCUUCGGGAUUACCGGGGCUUAGAGCAUCUCAAAGCCCAGCUGGUGGCUGGGGAUGAGGAGGAGGCUGGCUGGACUGAGCUGGCAGAGCACGAAGUGGCUCGCCUGCUGAGGACUGAGUUGGUGGGAGACCAGCUGGCUCAGCUCAACACCAUUUUCCAAACCCUUCCUACAGCAGCCUGGGGUGCCAUCCUCAGGGCCCUGCAGCUCCAGCCAGAUGGGAAUGGCAGGCUGAGAUCCCAAGCUCCCCCUGACGUGUGGAAGAAGGUACUGGCGGGUACAGCAACUGGAAAGGAACCACCAAAUGGGAUGCUGCCCCUCUUUGAACUUUUGUGCCAGUGCCUCUGCCGGCUGGAGCCACAAUGGCUGCCACCCUUUGUGGAGCUGGCACAGCAGCAGGGUGGGCCUGGCUGGGGGGCAGGGGGUCCAGGGCUGCCCCUCUAUCGCCGAGCCCUGGCAGUACUAGGUAAGGAUGGGACUAGGCCGGAAGCACUAGAGCUGGACCUGCUCUUGGGUAGUGGGCGGCCCAAAGCUGUGCUCCAAGCUGUGGGACAGCUGGUGCAAAAGGAGCAGUGGGAGCGGGCUCUAGAGGCUGGCCUGGCCCUCAGCCCUUCCAGUCCCCUGCUUCGAAGUGAGAUCUUCAAACUGCUGUUGGCUGAAUUUGCCCAGCACCGUCGACUUGAUGCCCACCUCCCCCUCCUUUGCCGCCUGUGCCCACCAGACCUAGCUCCAGCUGAGCUCCUGCUUCUACUGCGGACACACCUCCCAGAUGAGUUGGAGCCCCCCACCCCAUUCCCUGAGCCUGGGGCAGAGCCUUCUCUCACUGUGGGCUUGCUCAGAGCCCUGCUGGAGCAGACUGGGACUCAAGGACAGCCCUCAGGGCCAGUUCUAAGCCUGUAUGAGGACAUCCUAGGGGACUCAGGCACUCCACCCCCCACCCCACCUCGAGGACCUAUCACAACCCUCCAGGCAUCAGAGCACCCAGGCCUGGAGGCCUGGGCAUUACCAGAACAGGGCCUUGGUGUAACUGACACAGGCUGAAAAUUGUUUCUAGAACUCAGUAAUCAGGGAAGGGUGCCUAGGAGUUGGAAGGGGCCAGGGUGGGACCUGUGGGUGCAAUACUCUUCUCUCUUUUGGAGCAACCUUUAUAUAUAUAUGUUAAAUAUUGUGGUAUAAAAAAUAUGUUUGGUCUUUGUCCUCAGAUUUCUGUUCUAGUACAAAGCUCCUAAAACCCUUGGAACUUCCCAAGUGAUAGAAGUGUCUUGUUAUAACAAGCCCCUUUAGAUCAAACCUGUAUUUAUACUAAUGAGGUAACUUAAUGUGGGGACCCCUAGCCUCAGGGUGGAGCUGAUCUCCAGAAAGGCCAAGUGAUGAGAGGGUUGGAACUUUCAGCCCCAUCUUCAGCCUCCUGAGAGGGGAGUGGGGCUAGAGAUUGAGCUCUGUAAAAACUCCUGAACAGGGAAAUUUGAUGAGCUUCUGGCUUGGUGGGAGGGUGACACACCCAGAGAGGGCAUGGGAGCCCCAUGCACACACCCCAUACCAUGCCUUGCCCUCAGUAUCUCUUCCAUCUGGCUACUGUGUCCUUUAAUAAACCUGUAAACAUAA
Molecule: messenger RNA, 3131 nt
Organism: Vicugna pacos (alpaca)
Lineage: Eukaryota; Metazoa; Chordata; Mammalia; Artiodactyla; Camelidae
Gene: HPS6
Product: HPS6 biogenesis of lysosomal organelles complex 2 subunit 3
Biological process (GO): organelle organization; lysosome localization; protein localization to membrane
Cellular component (GO): BLOC-2 complex; lysosomal membrane
Source: RefSeq, a predicted model, not a curated record